GGGGAGGUCUUGGUCACUAUAUAUACCGGGGUCAGAGGCACCCCGACUCACUCAUCUUCCAGCUGCCGUACUCACACGUCGCCAGCAUGCGUCACUUCGUGGUCUUGGCCGCCCUGGUGUUGGCUGUCUGCGUCCUGACUCCGUCACACGCCCACCGUCCCUAUGGUGGCAGUAAAGGAGGCAUCGGUGGUGGCCAUGGGGGUGGCAGUGGUGGCUUUGGAGGCGGUGGUGGCUUUGGAGGAGGUGGUUUGGGAGGUGGUAAGCCCAUUGGCAUUGGUGGUGGUGGUGGUUUUGGAGGAGGAAGUGGCUUUGGAGGAGGUGUAGGUCUCAAGCCCAAUGUAGGAGGCGGUGGUGGCUUUGGAGGAGGUAUAGGUCUCAAGCCCAAUGUAGGAGGCGGUGGUGGCUUUGGAGGAGGCGGUGGUGGCUUUGGAGGAGGCGGUGGUGGCUUUGGAGGUGGCUUUGGAGGUGGUAAGCUCACUGGCGGUGGAAUUGGAGGAGGCGGUGGUGGCUUUGGCGGAAGCAAAGGCUACGGAAAGUAAACCACUAUAGCACUUACCCCUUACUCCACCCUGCACAAGACCAAGUUUACAGUUCUAUAUUCCACGAGAAGAAACAGCUCAGAGGAUUUACUCGAGAACUACAACAGUUGGGCGGAUCACCGAUGCCUCUGACCUGCUCUACAACGUCUGUUUGUAUCGAAGAAAUAUCUCCAUCACUGAAAUGAAAAUAAGUUGAAAUGAGGUGUAAAUACACACACAAAGGGAUGAGGCAGUUCAGGCUAUUCUCACCUCGUUCGAACCUCUUAUCAUGUACUUGCUCUCUCGUUAUUGAUGAGGAGAAAAACGUGGUCACAUUUUUUGUCAUUCAGUAUUAUCCAAAAAUUUUUUUUAUAUGAGAUCUCUUAGAUGGAAAAUAUUAAACAUAAUUUAUGUUUCAAUUUGUUUUGGGAUGCAUAAAAAUGUAAAAACUUAUGUAUUUUUUUUUUAUUUUGCUAUGAAAUAUUUAAAUGUGUGAAGAUAAACUUGUCAUUUUUCC
Molecule: messenger RNA, 1035 nt
Organism: Procambarus clarkii (red swamp crayfish)
Lineage: Eukaryota; Metazoa; Arthropoda; Malacostraca; Decapoda; Cambaridae
Product: acanthoscurrin-1
Source: RefSeq, a predicted model, not a curated record